AUGACGGACGAAGGAAGUUUAGUGGUUCCAAUAGUGCUUUGGGGUAAAGUACCACCCACCCACUGCAUAUCAUGCAUGUACUUGUCUCGUGAUCAGAAGACCUUGGUCACGGGAUGCUACGAUGGUCACGUUUGUUUAUGGCAGGUUGAUCCUGAAACACUCAAGAUGACACCCAGAAGUCUGAUGGUCGGACACACAGGUGCGGUGAUGUGUCUCAGUCGGGCCAGUGAUGUUUUGGAGCUGGAUUACAUCGUCAGCUGCAGCGAGAACGGGGAAAUGUGUACCUGGGAUCUGGUUAAUGGAAAUUGCAGAGAAAAUGUCAAAAUUGCUUACAUUCACACUCAGAUGUAUUAUCCAGAAGUGUUAGUAAUGGACCCAUUCAGUUUGGAAAUAUUAUAUACGUUAAGUUCACGUGUAAAUCCAGACUGGAUUAGCGCAUUACAAGUACUGAGGCCGGCCAAACGGAAAGGUCGGUUCUUAGUACACACAAAUGACGUGGUGCUUGCUAUCACGACAACGGGUACUGUCAAGGUGUGGUCGCUGUUUGGCAAGGAGCAACAAACCAAGGAGCCGAUUUAUGAGAAUGAGAGCAAACAGAUUAAGUGUAUGAAUGCUCUUGCGAUGACCUGCUGUGCUUACAAUCAUCGCACAGUUUUGCUUGUUAGUUCUGGUAGUUGGCAGGUCUACGAUGCUGCUGAUUUUUCAUUACUUUGUUCUGUGAAUGCACCUCAAAAAGAGCGUUGGGUUGCUGGAGAUUUUCUAUCCACUGAUCAAGUACUAAUUUGGACUGAUGAAGGUCAUGGUUACAUCUAUAAAUUACCAUCAAACAGCGUUGCGGAGAAUCAUGACUUUCAUACAUCUUCAAUCGAGAGUGAUCAACCCUACAGUUUUUGUACUCUGUCUUAUCCGGGUGAAAAGCCUUUGUCAUGCCCACCAACGAUGAAACUAGUGACAGCAACGCGCCAAAACAAGCCAGUAAAAUAUUUAAUUCGCGGAGACAGCGAGGGCGUGAUAAUGAUUUGGACCGUACCAGAGAUGACAGUCCAGCAGAUUGCCGAAAUCAACAAAAGCGAUUCAGUACCAAUAAUGCCGCCGUCAAUAAUCACCAGCUUAUCAGCCGCGUGGGAGGCUAUGAAACCACCACCAGUAGGAAUUCUCGACCAAAUGGACACAGGAGAGUCGAUAAAACUGACAGCUUGUAUAUAUUUGCCCCAACAAAGUCGGCUGGUUGUUGGUCGCGAAGAUGGUAGCAUCAUAAUUGUCCCAGCUACGCAAACAGUAAUGCUCCAAUUGCUGCAUGGAAAUCAUCAGCAUUUCGACGACUGGCCACCCCAUCAAGUUCUCAUGGGACACUCUGGACGUGUUAAUUGUCUCUUGUAUCCUCACAGCCAUUCUCCUCGAUACGACCGUACGCAUUUAGUUUCUGGGUCUGUUGACUUCGCGGUUUGCUUAUGGGAUCUUUAUACUGGGAAUAUGAUCCACCGAUUCUGCGUCCACGCCGGUGAAAUCACGCAAUUGACAAUCACUCCUGAUAAUGCUAGUCCACGAAUACAAAAAUGUAUAUGCAGCGUAGCUUCAGACCACAGCGUGACUCUUCUAUCUUUGGCUGAAAGAAAAUGCGUCGUACUUGCUUCGCGUCAUUUAUUCCCAGUUACUACGAUAAAGUGGCGACCAUUGGAUGAUUUUAUGAUAGUCGGGUGCUCUGAUGGCGCUGUUUAUGUAUGGCAAAUGGAAACUGGACAUCUGGAUCGGGUUUUGCAUGGAAUUAUUGCGGAAGAAGUUUUGUUUGCUUGUAGUGAUAAUACUAUUAUUACUGGCGAUGCUACUGCUGGUGGAGAACUUGGUCUUGCUAAUCCUGCUGUUCAUUUCUUUAGAGGACUAAGACAUCGUAACUUGUCAGCUAUCCGACAUGCAACUCAACGAGGAUUGCACCAACUGCAACAGCUCCAUGGUGGGCAUGGUGACCACCAUGACAGUCAACUGAAAACUAAAGACUAUCCACUAAACAUCGAGGGAUUCCGAGGAAACCCCAAGGACCCCGAAGGCCAUAUUUUGUUCUUCAACGUCGAAACGCUUAUAGUACAAUUAUUGAGCGACGAGUAUGGCUCGAUGUCUCCUGGAUCAUUAGAGGCACAGGGCUUAAUUUCAGCCUCCGAGUACCAAAAAGUUGCGGCCCUCACUCAAUCCGCGAGUCCUGACGCUCAUAAAAAAAUAGCAGAUUUUUUCGGCCGUGUCAAGGACAAGGCCGGUGACGUUGAAAAACUUUUAAAGGAGAAAGAUCGCCAUGGAAUUUUGGCUAAAAUGAAAGAAGGAGCCGAGAAUGUACACACUAAAUUACAAGCUAAGGCUGAGAGUGUUGGCCUCAAGCCGUUAAAUCUUGACGGUAAAGGAGAAGGAUGGAACAAUGGGGACUCGAGAAAUACCUUAAAACGGAAUGGUAAUUUCAAUGAGCCUAAUGCGACGAUGGAAAUAGCGCAAUUACUGCUGAGUCUUCUUCAUGCCUGGGGAAUGGAUCCAGAUCUCGAUCGAGUUUGUGAAAGUAAAUUAGGAUUAUUACGACCUUUGGUACCUGUUUCUUUUGGUGUUAUAUGUAAAUCAAGCUACAUGACUUUGCUAUUACCAACAUGGCACCAACAACUAGACCUAAAAAUCGAGCCUACACAAUUAGAACAACGUCUGCCAAUCGAAUUAGUCCGCCAAGACCGUCUAACAAAAGCAUUUACCGCCCGCGCGCACUGGGAACUAUCAACCACACUAACAUCAAACCACCUGCUAACAGUAGUCGCGUUAGCGAACACCCUGAUGUCAAUGAACAACGCGACAUUUGUACCAGAACAGGAGCGUAACCGCAAAAUGCACCGUCCAGGGAACCGCGCGGGAGUUAACUGGAACAAAGCCGAGGAAGAAAACGAAGAAAUGUACACAGUCCAGCAGGCCCAAAUAAAGCAAGGCUGGUCCCUAUUAGCAACCCUUCACUGCGUCCUUUUACCCGACAAAGUAGCAGCCCUAGGAGGAGUCAAGACCUUCAAGCGGCCUUUGGUAGAGAUGAUGGCCUGUCGGUGGCAGGACCAGUGCCUGGAACUCCGAGAAGCUGCCCAGGCGCUUCUGCUAGCCGAGCUGGGCAGAUUGGGUCCCAAGGGGAGAAAAUCUCUGGUGGAUUACUGGGCACAGUACCUGCCCAAGGACCCUCCCAAAGAAUCUGCUCCCCAGCAGCAGAACCACAGUCACAGUCCUUCAUCUUCCAGUCCCGUGCCUAACUCCGACAGCAAGAAGAGCGACUCCGAGUCUAAUCAUGAAGGAAAUCAUGCUGAUGAGAUUUGCAACUCGCGCAGACCAAACGAGGCUGAGAUCAAGACCAAGGAGCACACUGCGAUAGUAUUAUUGGGAGUAAUUGGCGCAGAGUUUGGUCAGAAUGUCUCGACGACGGGGAACCAACGUCGUGAUGGUGAAAGAAGAAAGAGUUCUGUUGUUGAAGGCUUCGGAAUUGGAAAUAACAACUUAGCAAGAUUGACCAGCAUGUCGUUGAUGCGUCUGCUGUUGGACCCUCGUCAGUUUAACCAGCAAACUCACUCGUCCCUUCGUCGAGCUGCUAUUGAUUUAAUUGGUCGUGGGUUCACUGUUUGGGAACCUUAUCUUGAUAUCUCCAAGGUGCUUCUAGGUCUUCUAGAAAUGUGCUGCGACGCUGAUAAAUUGGUGCCCAGUAUGACCUACGGACUGCCUUUGACUCCUCAAGCUGACACUUGUCGCACAGCGAGGCAUGCUUUGACUCUCAUUGCCACUGCUCGGCCCGCUGCAUUCAUCACGACGAUGGCUCGAGAAGUCGCGAGGUUCAAUGCUAUCCAGCAGAAUUCCCAGACGCUUAAUGUCAAUGUUAAUUCUAACAUCCUGGCAAGGGCCAAGCCGGAGAUUCUGAGGAUUGUUGAGCAGCUGAUAGAUAAAAUGCAGAGCGAGAUGAGCGACUUGUUGGUUGAAGUGAUGGAUAUUAUUCUGCACUGUCUUGACCCAGGUCACUUGAAGACCAAACCACUUAACGAAGUUUUCCCGGCUGUUUGCAGAUUUAAUCAAGUCAGUCACUGCUCAGCUUCACGUCGAAUAGCCGUCGGCGGUCGGGUAGGUCAAUUAGCGCUCUACGAAUUAAGGGGUACCGUUAAAUGUCAAACGGUGUCUGCUCAUCAAGCUUCUGUCACGGCGCUGGCGUUCUCACCCGAGGGAAAAUUUUUAGUCAGUUAUUCUUGCACGGAAAAUAAAUUAUGCUUCUGGCAGCAAACAAGUAGCGGAAUGUUCGGAUUAGGAAAUUCUCAAACCCGCUGCGUCAAAUCAUACAGUACAGCACCAAUGAAUGAUGUCACGAGAUUAAAUCCAAUGCGGCUGGCCCGUUUGAUUUGGAUUAACAACCGUACUGUUACAUUGAUGCUCGCGGAUGGUUCAGAAACACGCUUUAAUGUUUAAAAAAAAAAUAUAUAAAUAUAAAUAUAAAUCUAGAUACAAUAAAAAAAAAAUAA
Molecule: messenger RNA, 4502 nt
Organism: Cotesia congregata
Lineage: Eukaryota; Metazoa; Arthropoda; Insecta; Hymenoptera; Braconidae
Source: the annotation of a GenBank genome assembly